Messenger RNA from Cornus florida, 2199 nucleotides. RefSeq lists its product as uncharacterized. The transcript is spliced from 13 exons. Lineage: Eukaryota; Viridiplantae; Streptophyta; Magnoliopsida; Cornales; Cornaceae. The coding region runs from base 162 to 1979 and encodes 605 amino acids. The record is from RefSeq and is a predicted model, not a curated record. Gene Ontology annotation, biological process: SRP-dependent cotranslational protein targeting to membrane. Gene Ontology annotation, molecular function: endoplasmic reticulum signal sequence receptor activity; 7S RNA binding; signal recognition particle binding. Gene Ontology annotation, cellular component: signal recognition particle, endoplasmic reticulum targeting.
UACAAAAAAAAAAAAAAAAAAAAUAUGUUGAAAUUUUCAUUGAACCAUUACUCAACCCCUAACUGGUAUUAAAUAUUUUUCCACAAUUUUCUUUUCUUUUCUUUUCUUUUUUAUUUUGUAUUUUUAUUCUUGAAAUCUCUCUCGUUCAUCGUCGAGGAUCAAUGGGGAAGGAAAGCGGAGUCUCAGCCAUGGAAAUUGACGAUCAAAAAUCAGCCGCUCCUGAUCAGAUCAACAACCCCAAAUUCUCAAUCAAUGUGUUGCAGCUCUUGAAAUCUUCUCAGAUGCAGCAUGGACUACGACUUGGGGAUUACACUCGCUACCGGAGGUAUUGUACUGCUCGAUUGCGGAGGUUGUAUAAAUCAUUGAAGUUUACACAUGGGCGUGGUAGAUACUCCAAAAGAUCCAUAACCGCGAAUACUAUCACCAAUGUAAGGUUCCUUCAUUUGGUUCUUUAUACGGCAGAAAGAGCUUGGAGUCAUGCCAUGGAGAAAAGACAGCUGCCAGAUGGUCCAAAUGCUCGUCAACGCAUCUACCUGAUUGGUAGGCUGAGGAAGGCUGUGAAAUGGGCUACGCUUUUUGCAGAGUUGUGCGCCAUCAAGGGUGAUUCAAGGACAUCUUUAGAAGCCGAGGCCUAUGCUGCUUACAUGAAAGGGAAUUUAUUGUUUGAACAAGAUCAAAGUUGGGACAUUGCCUUGAAGAGUUUUAAGAGUGCCAGGGCUGUUUAUGAGGAACUUGGGAAAUAUGGAGACCUAGAGACCCAAGUUUUGUGCCGUGAGCGUGUUGAGGAAUUAGAACCAAGUGUACGCUACUGCUUACACAAAAUUGGCGAGUCAAAUUUGCAAACUUCUGAGUUUUUACACAUUGGUGAAAUGGAAGGACCUGCACUGGACCUUUUCAAAGCUAAACUUGAGGCUGUUAUGGCUGAAGCAAGAUCUCAGCAGGCCGCAUCUAUGACUGAAUUUUGUUGGCUUGGUCAUAGAUUUCCCGUUUCCAAUGCUAAGACACGGGUUUUCAUAUUGAAAGCUCAGGAAUUGGAGAAAGAUAUACAUGGUCCAAUGGCAGAAUCCAUUCCAGCAGAAAAAAGACUUGUCAUUUUCGACAAAAUUUUUGCUUCAUAUCGUGAAGCCAGGAGCUGCAUCCGCAAUGACUUGGUCACUGCAGGUAAUUCUGAAAACAUGAAAGAUGAUCUAAGUGGCCUUGACAAAGCUAUUAGUGCCGUAUUAGGACAGGGGACCAUUGAGCGGAACCAGUUGUUGGUAAGCAUAGCCAAAAGUAAACUUACUAAAUCCCGCGAAGACAAAAAUGAGAAAGUUACCAAGCCUGAAGAGCUUGUCCGGUUGUAUGAUCUUUUAUUACAGAAUACAGCUGAUCUUUCCGAUUUAGUUAGUUCUGGAAGAGAUAGAAAACCAGAAGAAGUGGCAUUUGCUAAAGAAUGUGAGCUCAGAAGCUUGGUUUUCCGAGCAGAAAGGUGCUUUUACUUGGCUAAAUCCUAUAGUUCAGCUGGAAAGAGGACAGAAGCAUAUGCGUUAUUCUGCCAUGCUCGCUCUCUUGCUGAUGCUGCCCUUAAAAAGCUCCAAAGUUCUAUUGCCCCUGAUCAGGUACUGAUCAAGGAAUUGAAUAUACUAUAUGAUGACUGUAGAUCCAACAGUUGUUUAGAGCAUGCUACAGGAAUUAUGGAGGAGGAGAAGGCUCCAGAGAAUCUUUCCAAGAAAAUCUCUACUAUAUCACUAACUGGAGCUAAUAAGAAGAUGAUUCAGCUGGAGGAACUUCUCACUGAGAAACUAGAUACCUAUGAAUCUGCAGUUGGUGAUAUUAACAGAAAAGGAGUUCCCUGUAUUGCAGCCGUCCCACCAGCCUUCCAAGCAAUUGCUCGCAAUCCAAUUGUACUGGACCUUGCCUAUAAUGAAAUUGAAUUCCCAUCACUGGAGAAUAGGAUGAAGAAAGAUAAGCAGGGCUUCAUAAGUCGGCUUUGGCGAUAAGUCACUAUUGAGUUGUUAUUUGAUUAUGGUUUUUUGCUUCCAUAGCAUUUGAGCAAUUUUGUUAGCAAUAAUUUAUCAUCAUACAUACUAUGAUUACAUGAUAUCUAGCCAUUAAAUUUUGGGAUGCAUACUUGGGAUAAAACUCGAGUUGAAAGUGAAUAAAUGCUUCUAUUUCCAUUGCUAUGAAAUAAGUGGGAACGAAGCACAAUUUUGAAUUUUA